GGGCAAAGGAGGGAGGAGGAAUGAGAGAGAGAAGGGGGGGAGGGUAAAUACACCCAGACAGAGCCAUGUCUGACAUCCUCGCUCACUGAAAGAAGGAAGGACUGAUACAAAGCCAGUGCGACCGAGCAGAAGAGAAAGGGGGAAAGGAGGGAGGGGAGGGCAGAGGGAAUAAAUGCAAAAAGAGCGGCGGAGAAUAAAGGGUGAAAAAGAUGCACAAGAGCUGCAUCAGUUCUUGUCCGCAAGGAACAAAAAACAUUGUGUUCGUGAAUGGGAGCUGGUGAGCUCAGGCACAAGGCGAGUGCAAUGAGAAACCAGGCAGACUUCAGUCGCUGGUGUUGCUGAGCACCAAUCCUCUCACCCUCUGUUUCUGCCAGCUAGGAUUGAGCACCGUGUGCGACGUGGAGACUCCUCUGGUUGCUGCUUUCAGGGCUGUUCCCCUCCCUGCUGCCUCUGGCUGUGUUUGGGUUAUGGUCCUGACUGAGAAACAGAGCAUCACCCAGAUGCAGGGCUGCGACUGUAUGGGAGGUUAAGCCUGUAAACAUCAGCAUGGGAGCCAAACAGAUGAAAUGUCUCAGCUCAGCCAGCCCUGCUCACUCCCCCAAAGAGGAGUAUGUUAUCACCCAGUACACUGACACCACUAAAGAAGAAACAGUCCACGAUCAGUCUGAGGACCACGGGGAACCUCGGGAUGACAAAUCUGAGCUGACAGAGAAGAAAUCUGUCACAGAGGAGGUGUCUCUGUGUGGAUUGUGUCCCUCCCUAGGGCAUGAUGGGCAAGAGGAAGAGAAGUCCUGGGAGGAGCAGCUGGACGCCCACCAGGAGCAGCUGGAGAAGGAAAUGCAGGAGGCCAGGAGGAUGGUUUUCCGCCUACAGGCUCUGCUGCUCCAUGGCUCCCUCCCGGAGGAGGACCAGGAUGGAUCUGUGAGCUUCGGAGAUAACCGGGCAAACGCUGAACAGCAGCUGGUUCUAAUCCGUAGUCGUCUGGACCAAAGCACAGAGGAAGCCCUUGAUCUCAAGAGGGAACUCAUGAGGCACAAACAGGAAGCACGCCACCUUCAGGCCAUCAAGGAUGCUCUGCAGCAGCGCCUGGCAGUGCAGGAGGAUGCUGUGUUGCAGCUAAAGCAGGAGCUACUGAGGUGCAACAUGGCCAAAGAUCAGCUAGAAGGGGAAAAUGCGGAGCUCAAACACAAGCUGAGUGAACGGAACAAAUUACUCACUGAAUAUGAGCAGCAGCUCGGGAGGAAAGAGCGAAUACUGCAGCAGCAGCAACAGAAGCUCGAUGAAGCUCAACAUAAAGCACACGAAGUCAGCCUUGGAAGGUCAUUCAGGAAUGAAAAUGGUGGUUACAGUAACUCUGUGGCUUCGACAUCUCCUCCAGCAUUCCAGCACAGUGCACCAGGGGAAGAGCUGCAGCUGGUCAGGGAGGCACUGCGUAGUUUGAGGGACAGUUUUUCUGGCCAUGACCCCCAACAUCACACCCUGGACACCCUGGAGCAGGGCGUAUCCAGUCUCAUGGACCGAUUACACUCUUUUGACACCCAACGCAGACAGGAAAGAGGGGAGGAAUUUAAAUCGCCAGGACGCAGAGCCAACUCAACAGACCGCGACUCCUGGCCGCCGAGCUCAAAAAUGGCCCACUCGCACAGCAGCCCGGGAUUGGACACCGCCGUCUCCACUAAAGUGCUCUACUUCACAGAUCGCUCGCUCACCCCGUUUCUGAUUAACAUCCCGAAAAGGCUGGGUGAGGUCACCCUGCGAGACUUCAAGGCCGCUGUGGACAGACAAGGCAAUUUCAGAUACCACUUCAAGGCCCUCGACCCAGAGUUUGGCACAGUGAAAGAGGAGGUAUUCCAGGACGGAGCAGUCGUGCCUGGCUGGGAAGGGAAGAUUGUAGCAUGGGUGGAGGAGGACCACGGAGAGAGGAGGUAGAGC
Molecule: messenger RNA, 1932 nt
Organism: Larimichthys crocea (large yellow croaker)
Lineage: Eukaryota; Metazoa; Chordata; Actinopteri; Sciaenidae
Gene: dixdc1a
Product: DIX domain containing 1a
Exons: 16
Coding region: 547-1929 (460 amino acids)
Biological process (GO): canonical Wnt signaling pathway
Cellular component (GO): cytosol
Source: RefSeq, a predicted model, not a curated record